This is a messenger RNA of Penicillium waksmanii, 210 nucleotides long. RefSeq lists its product as uncharacterized. The transcript is spliced from 2 exons. The record is from RefSeq and is a predicted model, not a curated record. NCBI's taxonomy places the organism in Eukaryota, Fungi, Ascomycota, Eurotiomycetes, Eurotiales, Aspergillaceae. Bases 1 to 210 code for a protein of 69 amino acids.
AUGGACACUAUUAAGGACGCCGCCAACUACGUUUCGGAGUCCAUCCAGGGCGCCGGGGCCGAGGCCUCGAAGGAGGCCAACAAGGAGGUUGCGAAGAAUGACGAAGCCAAGCUGAGCACUCGCGCCAGUGCUGCCAAGGAUGCGAUCGUUGAUAAGAAGGACGAGAAAUCUCAUGAUACCAAGGCCGAUGUUUACAAGGGUAGGUCAUAG